This is a messenger RNA of Sinocyclocheilus rhinocerous, 615 nucleotides long. RefSeq lists its product as uncharacterized. Lineage: Eukaryota; Metazoa; Chordata; Actinopteri; Cypriniformes; Cyprinidae. The record is from RefSeq and is a predicted model, not a curated record. The transcript has 6 exons. The coding region runs from base 1 to 615 and encodes 204 amino acids.
AUGGCCAGUGCUUUGCUGUAUUAUUUUCUGAUCCUGAUUUUCGGCAUUCCAAUGCACGAAUGUGUGGCGGUACUCCGAGAUGGCAGGUGUGUCAUCGAGGAACCCUGUUUUGAUCUGAGCGUGAUGGCUAAUGUAGCCGAGCGUGUCAGCAAAGAUGUGACAGCUUCGGAUGGUGAGAAGAUCCUCCUGAAACACAGCUCCUUUGACAAAAUUCGAAAAAAGAAAAAUCUUCAUAGCUGUGUCCUGCAGAAAAUCAUUGACCUAUUUCAAGAUGUUCUCGAUAAGACAAAUGGAACCUAUGUCCAUAAAAACGAAGAAAUAAACCACCAUCAUGAGCUUAUACACAUUAUGGAUCAACUCAGAAACUGUGUUUAUAAGAAAAACGAUAGAUGUAAAAAGCUAUAUAAGAUGUCUGACAUAACCACAACUUCCUCUCCAAUGAUUUUGGAGAAAAAAAUGAACCCAAAUCAGCUUGCUGUUUUACAGCUACAAAAACUGAAGUCUGCCAGUAAGAGGGUCAGCGAUGUGCAUAUCCAGGAGAAGGUCAUGGACGAGCUGAAAUCCCUCCAUCUCUACGUGCAGGGAAAAGGCUUCCGGAAAAAUACGAAUGACUAA